AGGCGUGUUUUUGGCUCGGAGAGCCGGCGCCCCACAGCCGCGAACUGCCCCCCUGCUACACGUCGGCCGCCGGCCCCUGCUCGGCGAUGGCCAGGCUCCUCCUCGCCGCCGUGAUGGCCGCAGCCGCGACGGGCCUGCUCGUCCACGACGGCCCCGCCGACGCGCCGUCCGACGACGCCGAGUCGGGCGCGGGCGCCGCCACGGUGCUCGACCCAGAGCUGACCAACGCCGCCCUCGAGAAGUUCCACGUCACCGUGCCGGGGGAGCACGCCAUGAUCGUGCUGCCCGAGCAACGCCGACCUGGAGAACCCGGCCGCCGCGGACCUGAUCAUCUACGCGACCUUCGGGAAGCUGACCGAGGAGCCGUGCGAGGAUCUCCUCAUCCGGACGCUCACCUUCGAGGGGAGCUCCGUCGGGACAAACAUCACGAAGCUGGCGUUCACCGUGGGGAGCGACCUGUUCAACGGAAAUCAUAUGCAUGCCGCCUUCUCGUUCUUCGAACCAUGGUUGACAGUGGAGGCACCACCAGCGAUGUUACCAACUCGGACGCUCUGCACUUCUUCUACAACGUUCCACAGUGCAGGAUGUCUGUUCCUCGGGGCUACCUCAAGGCGCCCACGUACAGGAGUUUCCUGAAGCGCUCGAGAUUCAUGCAGGUGGAGUGCAGCUUGGACAACGGCAAGCACGAGAUCAAGGUAUCGAAGACCACGGUGUGGCGCGGCUUUGACCGCGCCGCCAACGCGACCGUCUACGCCAACGACCUCGCCUUCAGCGUCUCGAACGUCGCGGGGGCGGGUGGCAUCCUCGGCACGGACGACCACGCGGCGGUCGCGGCGGCGGUCCCCGGCUGCAACAAGAAGCAGCCCAUCAAUGGCCCGUACCAGACCAGGAAGGGGCCCAAGGGGAAGCCCUGGCAGCGCGCGCACCACUUCCGCUGAGCGGCCGCCGCGGCGCGCCGUGCCGGGGCCGCCGCGCGGAGGGCGGGCGGAGCGCCGCUGGCGCUCCCCCGCUCCGGCUGCCCCCGCCGGCCGCGCGGGCGCCCGGACCUCGGACCUCCGGUAUCCCUACCCCUUCCGGGCGCCCGAAGCUGUGGGCAGCAGGGGCGGCCGCACGGCGCCCGGGGGGGCGUGCAGCUGGUGCGCGGAGCAAACUUUUUUGUGGGCGGCGCCGUCUCUGCACGGGCGCCGCCCCGGCCUCGCCGGGCGGGCGCGGGGAGCGGCUGAUUGGGCCGCGCCUUGGGGCACCGGAGUCCUCCGAGAGCUC
Molecule: messenger RNA, 1263 nt
Organism: Prorocentrum cordatum
Lineage: Eukaryota; Dinophyceae; Prorocentrales; Prorocentraceae
Source: the annotation of a GenBank genome assembly